UUCAGAACCUUCUAUACACUUCUCCUUUCUUCUACAGUUCUACUCCAUAUUUCCAACCGUCUUCUCUUACCUAUAUAAUCGCUAGUCUGUACACUGGCACACUCACUCCAUAAUUCUGCUAUUGAGAAAUAAAUCACCUCAUUUUCGAUUUCCCAUUUUAACUGCUACUGAAAUGGCUUCUAUGGCUCUCCGACGACUCGCUGGUAGGGACCUUGUCUCCGGUGGUAUUUUCCGACCACUGCGGUCUCUUUCCGUGAGUCGCUCAUUUAACACCAAUGCUCAGAUGACGAGGGUCGACGACGAUCGUGAACUUGAUGACCGCGCUGACCGUACUCCCGUCGUCCGUCGUCGCGAUUUCCCUUCCGCCUUCUUCUCCGACGUGUUUAAUCCAUUUGCACCAACAAGGAGCGUGGGACAACUGGUGAAUCUGAUGGAUCAAUUGAUGGAGAAUCCAUUCACGGCGGCGUCUGGACUGGGAAGUGGAGGAGCAAUGAGAAGAGGAUGGAAUGUUCGAGAAGAUGAGGAAGCCCUUGAAUUGAAGGUAGACAUGCCUGGGUUGAGCAAAGAGGAUGUGAAGGUUUCUGUGGAGGAGAACACUCUUGUUAUCAAAGGCGAGGCGGAGAAGGAGACAGAGGAAACAGAGCAACAACGAAGGUAUUCAAGCAGGAUUGAAUUGACUCCAAACGAAUACAAGAUUGAUUCAAUUAAGGCUGAGAUGAAGAAUGGUGUACUCAAAGUUACUGUUCCUAAGCUCAAACAUGACCAGAAGAAAGAUGUUUUUCAAGUUAUGGUUGAUUGAUUUCCUAAUUUUUCGAGUUUAGGGUCUGUUUAGACAAGAAAAGAGGGAUUAGUUCUUAAUAAAAUGGGAUCAUAGUUGUGGUAUUUUUUUAAAUCAGCUUGUGUUUUUAUGGGCCUCAUUUGGUUUUUAGUGAAUUCCUCUGUAUUCUCUCAAAAAAAAAAAAAAAAUCAUGGUGAGAAAUAUGAUAGCAUCUCCAAUGGUUUUUUGUUGCAA
Molecule: messenger RNA, 1012 nt
Organism: Spinacia oleracea (spinach)
Lineage: Eukaryota; Viridiplantae; Streptophyta; Magnoliopsida; Caryophyllales; Amaranthaceae
Product: small heat shock protein, chloroplastic
Exons: 2
Coding region: 173-799 (208 amino acids)
Source: RefSeq, a predicted model, not a curated record